Messenger RNA from Vidua chalybeata, 1662 nucleotides. RefSeq names its product neuropeptide Y receptor Y5 (gene NPY5R). Gene Ontology annotation, biological process: G protein-coupled receptor signaling pathway. The record is from RefSeq and is a predicted model, not a curated record. The transcript has a single exon. The coding region runs from base 1 to 1332 and encodes 443 amino acids. Gene Ontology annotation, cellular component: neuron projection; plasma membrane. Gene Ontology annotation, molecular function: neuropeptide Y receptor activity; neuropeptide binding. Lineage: Eukaryota; Metazoa; Chordata; Aves; Passeriformes; Viduidae.
AUGGAUUUAGGAUUCAAAGACCGUAACAACAGCACACAUACCAAGAACACCUCUGCUGCAACAAAGAAUUUUUCUGCCUGGGAAGACUAUAAGAGUAGUGUUGAUGACAUGCAGUACUUUCUUAUUGGGCUGUACACACUUAUAAGUCUGGCUGGCUUUGUGGGAAAUCUGCUUAUACUAAUGGCCCUACUGAAGUGCAAGCAGAAGACAGUAAUAAACAUUCUCAUUGGAAACUUGGCCUUUUCUGACAUCUUGGUUGUGCUGUUUUGUUCACCUUUCACGCUGACAUCCGUUCUGCUUGACCAGUGGAUGUUUGGCACUGUCAUGUGCCAUGUAAUGCCCUUCCUCCAGUGUGCCUCAGUCCUAGUUUCAACUCUGAUGUUAAUAUCUAUUGCUGCAGUCAGGUACCGUAUGAUAAAGUAUCCCCUCUCCAGCAAUCUCACAGCAAAACAAGGCUAUUUCUUAAUAGUGAUCAUUUGGGCCUUUGGCUUCACAAUUUGCUCCCCUCUGCCAGUUUUCCAUAAAACCGUGGACCUCAGCAAAACUCUGAAUUUAGAGGGACUGGAGAACAGGCUGCUGUGCAUUGAGUCAUGGCCUUCUGAUUCCUACAGGAUCGCCUUCACGAUAGCCUUGCUGUUCAUGCAGUACAUCCUGCCGCUGGCGUGCCUGACCGCCAGUCACACCAGUGUCUGCAGGAGCAUAGGUGCUAGGCUGUCAAACAAGGAAAACAAGUUUGAAGAAAAGGAGAUGAUAAACCUAACUCUUCAUCCCUCUAAGAGCACUGGCACACAGGUUCAACCCUCCAGAUAUUCCAGGUGGAGCUGUGCCUUUGGCAGAAGGCACCACAGAAGAUACAGUAGAAAGACUUCAAGUGUGAUGCCAGCUAUUUCAAGGCAUCAUCAGGAUACUCAUUCCAGAGAUCUCCCAGAAACCUCUGACACAGAAAAAAGCCAGCUCUUUUCUUCCAGUAAAUUCAUCCCUGGGAUCCCUAUCUGUUUUGAAAUGAAACCAGAAGAAAAUACAGAUAUCCAGAACAUGAUUACAGUAUCCCAGUCCAUCAUCAGAAUUAAGACAAGAUCGAGAAGGGUUUUUUGCAGACUGACAGUGCUAAUACUAGUUUUUGGCUUCAGCUGGAUGCCUCUUCACCUUUUCCACAUUGUCACAGAUUUUAAUGCUACUCUCAUUUCCAACAGGCACUUUAAAUUAGUAUAUUGCAUAUGCCAUUUGUUGGGUAUGAUGUCCUGCUGCUUGAAUCCCAUUCUCUAUGGGUUUCUUAACAACAGCAUAAAAGCUGAUUUAAUGUCCCUUAUUCCAUGCUGCCAAAUACCAUGAUUUUAUGUGCCCCAAGAUAAAGUAAAACAAACAAGUAUGGCUUUCAAGCCUAGUGGCGUGUGUAGCUGUAAAAGCUAAAUUAGUUUAGUUUAGUUUAUGUGACUUGGUUGUGAUUAGUAGCAUUUUUUUGUGGAUGGGAAGUUCUAUGGCUGCAUGUAUUUCUUGCAUUGGGCAGAAAUAUAUGCAUAUGUUAUAAUAUUCUUUUAUCUGUUACAUGUAGGAAAUCAUGCCCAUUGUGCAAAACCAGAAUACCAUUUUCAUUACCCAAAUUGUUGGCAACCUGUACUUUGGAAUUAUACAGAAUAUAUAAUGAGUAAUAAAUGUGAGACA